Colletes gigas is the source of this 8893-nucleotide messenger RNA. It is a transcript of the gene stol, whose product is annotated as voltage-dependent calcium channel subunit alpha-2/delta-3. Gene Ontology annotation, cellular component: voltage-gated calcium channel complex. The transcript is spliced from 25 exons. The record is from RefSeq and is a predicted model, not a curated record. Gene Ontology annotation, molecular function: voltage-gated calcium channel activity. The coding region runs from base 1120 to 4812 and encodes 1230 amino acids. Lineage: Eukaryota; Metazoa; Arthropoda; Insecta; Hymenoptera; Colletidae.
CUACCAAAAUACUUAAUUUUUCCGUCGCUUAUUUCCUUCCUUUUCGCCUAACGCCGCUGCCGUACCCCUUCUUUGCUGCCUCCCCACCACUCCUUCGGGCUCUUUCUCUUUCUCCUUUCCUCUUGGGCAUCUCCCUUAUUCCACCCUCGUCCUUCAUUCUUUCGGGUUCUCUGCGCGUUACGGUGUGAACAUACUUGAGAGAUCGCGCGACAAGGCGGUAAACGGUGGUGCAAUAGUGGCUCGAACAAGCGAAUCGUGCGCGAUACUCGACGAACAAUGUUCCGUUUCUGCGAAAAACUGAAGUUAAUACACGUCCGGUACGAGAAAACACGAUAAUCGAAGGACGCCGUUCUAUCCGGCGAGGGUCGGUGGUGUAACACUGAAUAGUUUUUUUUUUGUUCCCCGUUUGUCUGUCGGUCGGUUAAUCGUUCGGUCCUUUGGGGUGAAUCGGUCGAUCGUGGUUGUAUAUUCGCAUACGUGUACCACGCGUACAAACCAAAGAUCCUGGUCCUCUGAGAUGAUCGAAUCGUUGGACGUGUUCGUGUCGUAUACUGAAAAACGUCCACGGAAAAAGACCGCGCGUUGGAGGUGAAUUUAUUGCGUGGUUCUGAGCUCGCACCGACCGUCUGUCUCUCUCGGAUUUCUCCGUGCGCGUCGUAACCGUCGUCGUCGCCGUCGUAGACCAGUUGCAAUCCCGUCCACGGGCACGUUCAAACAACGGCUCGAGUCCCGAAGACGGCAGACCGCAAUCGCGAAAAAAUGGGUGUCCGUUAACGCUCGAAAUGGAAGAUUUUCAUUCGAUUGACCGAGCUCAGUUAUUCGGCGUGUCGCGAGAGUGACUUUUUGAACUCCUUGUGGGACAGAACGAAAAGGAUAAAGGAAGACGGAGAAUGAUACGCGACAGCUUCCACGUUCCAGCGUAUGCGAGUGCUAAAACAAAGUUGUGCUCUCUGUCGAAUAUUCGCGGAUAAACAAAGGUUCCAUCGGAACGGUAAAUUCACGCACAUAAACGCUGAUUCGCGUGUCCGACCGAUCGAUCGCUGGCUACGAGGGAGCGAUUGGUUCGUACGUUUCAUCGCUCGCUAACACUUCGCCAGCCCGAUCGAUAGCGCCGAAAUAAUGUUUCUGUCCGUCGGGAAACUAUUGCGCUACGGAGUGUUAAUGCUGUUAUGGACCAGAUUGAGUUACCAGCAAGAAGAAGACAUUCCUCAUAACGAAGUGAAGAACUGGGCUUUGAAAUUUGGCGUGGACCUAUGGGAGUUUGGCAAACAAGUGACGAAAAUGGGCGAAAUACAGCGGAAAUACCACGAUAUGGAGGCCGAAGUCGUCAGGAAGGAUGGUCUUGUUCUAGUGCGAGAAAUGGCUGCCGAAGUGAAGAAUAUGCUGGACUUCAAGAUGAACGCUGUCAUGAGAUUAGUGGAAAGUGCCGAGCAGGCGGCCGUGUCCGCGCCAAGAGACGGAAAUAUGUCGCCAAAAUAUUAUGCCUCGCAACGUUUGGAGUCCUUUUCCGGGAAUGGAAAAACAGGAAACGGCCAAGACGCUUUUCUCGCCUCCAGUCGCCAUUUCGACCACCUGGCCGUGAACCUAACAUUGUCGACAGUUUUGCUGCCUGCAGGAGUUAAAGACGCCUAUCGCGAGGUAGCCGCCGGUAUCCAGUGGAGCGAAUAUUUGGAUUUACUGUUUGUUAAUAAUUACGAAAGCGACCCUUCGCUUUCUUGGCAGUACUAUGGAGCAACUUCAGGAUUUCUACGACGUUUUCCCGCAAUUUCUUGGCCACCAAUCGAGGAACGAGCAUCGGGCACGAGCAGGAGCGCCAACCGAGUGGUCCGAGACGUGUACGAUUUUCGAAUUUCAAACUGGUUCGUUGGAGCUGCGAAUAGUCCGAAAGAUUUGGCCAUAUUGAUAGACAUUGAGUGCUACGCAACCGAGAGGAACAAACGUUUAGCGAUAGCUACUGCCAAAACCAUACUUGAUAUCUUGGGUCCAGACGAUUACGUGAACGUUUAUCGUUACGGCGACACCGCGGAAGAAAUCGUUCAAUGUUUCAAGGACAAUUUGGUUCAAGCAUCGCCAGAGAACAUUCGGGAGCUAAAGAUUGCGACGAGCAUGAUGAAACACGAAGAAAUGCCAACGAACAUAUCGGCCGCGCUCGGGACUGCCUUCGAAAUUCUUCAUAGAUACAAUAGAACCGGCCAAGGGAGCCAGUGUAACCAAGCGAUUAUGUUGAUCACCGUUGACAAUGCUGGUCUACCCACGGAGGUGAUAAAACGAUACAACUGGCCUCACAUGCCUGUUCGUAUCUUCACGUAUCUCAUAGGAGGCGACAAGAGUCCGGAAUUGCGCAGCGCAGCUUGUGCAAACAAAGGAUUUUAUGCAAGGAUCACCGAUAUGGAGGAGAUCAAAAGUAAGGUUUUCGAAUAUGUAACGGUGCUUGCUCGACCUAUGGUGCUGUAUCAACACGAUCAUCCUAUUCAUUGGAGUCCAGUUUAUGUUGGUGGCAAGAGUGGUAGAUACGGCAAAGAAAACACCGGGCAGCUAAUGACAUCGGUUACAGCGCCGAUUUUAGAUCGUCGAAAUUAUACGGAGAAAACGGCCAAUUUGUUGGGUAUCGUUGGUACUGAUGUACCCGUAGAAGAAAUCCAGAAACUUGUUCCCCCUUACAAGGUAGGUGUCAAUGGAUAUUCCUUUAUCGUCGACAACAAUGGUCGUGUUCUGUAUCAUCCGGAUUUGCGACCACUGCCAGGAAAUGCAGACUAUGAAGAAACGUUAAAACCUACGUAUAUCAGCGUAGAUUUAUCGGAAGUCGAACUCGCGGAAUACGAUGGUCCGUUGCAUCCGUGGAACAAUUCCCUACUACUAGACCUGAGGCACGAUAUGAUCGAUCAGAAAGAGGGGGAGACCAAUUUUGCGAUAAAAAUUCAUUACGACGAUAUGAGGAGAGUUACCAUUAGACGGCACAAUUAUUUUUAUAAGCCGAUCGAAGGAACGCCUUUUUCGUUGGGAUUAGCGUUGCCCGAAGGUUAUGGCAUGUUCGACCUGUUGGCCGAACAAGAAAUCAAACACGCCAUAAUACACGUGACCGAGUACUUUAAAGGAACUAAUUGGAAGGUGCAUCCAGAUUGGGUGUACUGCGAAUAUAAUUCGCCUUCCGAAAAAUGGUUCGUCACCCCGGAAGAACGCGUUCUGCAUUUUUUGGCACGAACGCGAAGACCGGGGUGGAAAUGGAUGUCUUUGAGACCAAAGAGUCCGAGCUCGCAUCACAAACAAGCGAGCAAGCCCGAUAAAGAUUCUUAUUUCUGCGAUAAAAAAUUAGUGCAAUCUCUCGUGUUGGAUGCUUUGGUCACCGACGGUUUCGACAAAAGAGGUGCGGUGCACAAAGAGGAAAAUCAAAGCCCUAUUGCCAUACUGAUGGCUCUACUGCACAGCCAAGGAAAAAGCAGAUUCGGUCUCACGCGGACAUUCAUCGCAACGAGAAGCGGUCUUUUCCGUUGGCACGAGCAUCAACAAAACGAAAGCAACGACGAACCUGUUGGUUCGACGACGACGACGGCGAUACACCGCUGCAAAGGAAAAUCGUAUUGUUUGCGCAGACCCUUUGCCCAGAAGUAUGCAAGAGCUAUGGAUUCGUCUUGGUACAAACGCGCAGUGGAUCAGCAUUCGAUAGAACCGGAUAGUUUUGUUUUCAGCGUGCCAUUCGAUGUGGCCGACAACCCCAACCCUUUAGUUACCGCCACGCACGCUGUAUUCAUUGGAAAAGGACACAAAGCACCAGCCGCGGUCGUUGGUCUUCAAUUUGAACACUCUUCGUUGGCUUCCCACUUUGUCAACAUCACUUCUACGUGCAGUGGCAUGAGCUGUAAGAAGAACUGUGCUUCCGAAGAACUAGACUGUUAUAUCUUGGACAAUAAUGGAUUUAUCAUAAUCAGUGAGCGUCACGAGCAUACUGGAAAGUUUUUUGGUGAAAUUGAUGGCACCAUAAUGGAUUCUUUGGUUCAAGACAGGAUUUACAGAAAAAUAACCGUUACCGACUACCAGGGCAUUUGUAGCCCGCAGGAGUCUCAUCAAUCGGCAGCGUCAAGAAUAGUUCCCCAGACUCUAGCUACGACCAUCGCAAUACUCGGAAAUUUCCUUUGGAACAUUGCAUUCGGUUUUAAUUUGCGGCAAGUUGCUUUCGCGCUCGCCGGCGAACCUGUACAAACUGCGGAUGACGAUUUGACUUUCACCGACACGGACGAAGAAACACACGAGUUCGAACCAAUUGGGAGCGCAGAUGCGACCGACGAACCGUCCCUGGACGAAAAUGAAGCGUUUCCCAGGAUUCCAGCGGUCGCUGCUACCUCUCCUGCCUCUCCGGGAACAACACGAGCCACGUCUGCUUAUUAUCCACAGAGAAAGCUGAGAACUUGCGAGAAGAAAACGGACCUUUAUAUUCUACAACCGGAGAGGCUCAACACCAGUGGACAGAGUAAUCCCUUAAAAGGAAAAUUAACCAACUGUCAUGUGACCGGGUGCGAAAGACCGUUUAGCGUGCAAAAGAUACGGCAUACGAAUUUAAUCCUAUUAGUGGUGGACACGUUGUGCCCGUGCGGAAGCAAACAACUUAGCAUCGAGCCAAUAGAGGCUCUGACCGAGCCAGGGGCCUGUACCGCGAGAAGAGAACGCCUGUACCGUCGAAGACCCCCUAAAUGCAUAAACUAUCAUCCGGAGGAAAUGGAGAUCAAGCUUUGCGGCGGCGCAAGUCGCCCUUGGAAUUUCUCUUUCUCGUUGUUCAUCGCGAUUAUUUCCAGCGUUCUUACGACGCGACUCGCGUGACUUCGCUCGGAUUAAUUGUACACACAUUCGCAAAUUAUCUUUUUGAAAUGAAUUUAGCGUUGUCGUUUCUAUGAAACAGUUAUAAAAGAAAUGGUAUACUAGUUGAUCGGUUUAAUAUACCUGUAUUUGACGAAUACAAGCAUACGAGCGAAUGGGGAGCCGCGAGUGAAUGAGUAUGCGUGCGCGUGCACGUAUGCGCGACUAGAAAAAGGGAGAGAAAGACAAAAAAAGUCACGCGCGUAAAAUGUGUGUGCGCGGAACAUUCAUUAACCCACGCGUACAUAUACACAUGGCAUUGCUCACUCUAUGUGUACGCAGAUAUUCACACACAUGCACACACUCACGUCUACGCGGGCACGCGUGCGCAUGCACGAAGACGUGUACAUAUACAAAUACAUAUAAUAUUAAUGUUGAUCUAUGAUUACUACAUAUCUCAUUAUAAAUUCUGUUGCGAGAAAACUUGUGAAUAUUUCCUAAUCGUAUUACGUCGAAUCUGAUUCCUAACGACUAACAGAGAGCAACGACGAGACCGUGCGUACUCGCGAUACGUUCGAAAAGUGGGAACGAUGUACAUAAAUGUAUAUCGAAACCUGAUUGUCUUGGCCGAACCGAGAUGUUUGGUUAUCCUUUUCGUCCAGAUGUUGCGUCGAAUUAAAGCAACCAUCGUAUUCGUUUCCAAGAUGAUCGAUAUCGGUUAACUAUUUCGUUGUUUCUAUAGCCAUUUUUUGUCCAUUGGAUCGGACGAAGAGUCUUCUCAUUUUGUUUUAUCCAAGUUUAAGCAUACGCCAACCGACAAUACGAAUAAUCAACAAUCAUACUUUUUAUUUGAAGAACGUCUCAAACAUUGAGUAUAAGGUUUUAUGUCCAUGCAUGAAAGGACAAUGGAAGAAAAUUGGCCAAUUCUGGAAUUAACUGGCAAUGAAAGUUUUGAUAAUUAUUUAGAAGCUUGGCCUACCCAUCGAUUUCGAUAAUUUUAAGCGUUGUCUUAUACAUGCAACUGUUGCUAGGCCUUAAUUUCCGAAGUAUUACCAAAAUACUUUUACUAAUAACACAGUAAUGCAUAGCUACCUUUUCACGAUUCAUUUCCCCUCCGCUAAUCUCUUCUACUCAGCGUCUCCAGCUCAACGAAACCUGACCCAAUGUAAAACAAAUCCAAGCACCACAUAAAUCACGAAUAUUUUUAACUAACUUAACAUAUAUAAUGUUAAUAUACAUAACGGAUUUGUAGUUUUCGAUGCAAGAUGGCCAAUUUCUACUAUUGUCCUUUAAGCAGAAUAUAAUCACGUUAUGAUUAAUAAACAUCGUCUACCGAUAAAAAGACAAGACUUUUUGUCCAACCCAAUUUCAAUAUUGUUCAACGACGAAUAGUUUACAAAUUGUACGUUGCAUACGUACGGUGGACAGCGACUUGGAUCGAGUAUGUCUGUGUCCUUCCGUCGAUAGUCCACAUGCUAUUAUGCAUACAUCAAGGACGAUUAGUUAAAAUUGUAGCAACGAUGCUACUUAAUAAAUACGAAACUUUAUGUGACGUUAAAAUGGCCUGAUUCCAAGGGUGGUAAGCUUACGAAGUGAUGCACAACAAGUUUACAACACUUUUGCUCUUCGAAGAGUUUACGCUUUAAUGUAAUUAACGACAUAUGGCGAGCCUCGCCGACGUAUAGCGCCGUUAAAAUUGUGAAAAAUAUCUUUCUUCGUUGUUCCAAAUUUCAGAUCGUUAUUUUAUCGUACACUGGCUUCGAAAAAUGCUUGUCUAUACAACAGUACGAACCGAGUCUGUCCACUUCCAAGCACUCGAUGCGCAAACUAAUGUGAUAAUAAAGGAGGAUGUUAAAAAAGUGCCAAAUUUGUACGCCGCCAGGCACCUAAAUUAACUAUAAGGCAACAUUCUACAGAUUCUGCACUUCGAAUUAUGCACAAUUGUUUAUAGCAAAUAUUUUGAAGAAUAUUUGCAUCCAAAUACAUUAUCUUAAUCUGUUGCGUUUUAUUGUUACUAACCAACAAUCUGAGCAACAUUUCUUUGCAUAGUAUAUAAAUAUUGACUUUUCUUUACAAAAUAGCGUCGGAAUUGUUGCGUUCUAUGCAUUCACUUCGAAGUUAUAGUCCUUUGAAAUCAGAAAGUUAUGAUUCGUCUUUCGUAGCAUCGUCAACUUCAACUACAUUUUUCAUGACUUCCCCAUUACAUUUGCUAUAAACAAUUGUGCAUAAUUCGAAGUGCAGAAUCUGUAGAAUGUUGACUUAUAGUUAAUUUAGGUGCCUGGCGGCGUACAAAUUUGGCACUUUUUUAACAUCCUCCUUUAUAUUAUCAGUUAUCACUGAUCUUAAAACAACUAAACUUUAACUAUAAAUGAAAAUUGAAAUAUACGCCGUAUAGACAAGAAACGAGCGUACAUUCGUAAGAUGAACAUAAAAAUAAAUUAAUUUCAGUCCUUUAACAUUGUGAGCUGUAAUUCGGACAACUGUAAUUCAAGUAUGCUGUGUUUCAAUUAUAGUAAUCAUUAGUAUAGUCAGUAAUUGAAUAAACUGAAAAGGUUGAAUUAUGUAAUUCAAUUCUAAUUAAACCAUGUAAUUGAAAUACAAUAUAGCUGAGUUAUCGCAGCUCUAUUACACUGUCAAUGACACCCAUUUUGCGCAUAAUCUGUUUGGGAAGGUAUAUGUAUACUACUUCUCUCGUAGUAUCGUACAGCUGCAGUAUAAUGGACAAAUUAUUUUGAAGCCAGUAUUCUUCAGAUAGGAUGUAAGAAAACUUAAACAAUUACGAGGAAGGUUCGUUCGAAGCGGGUCUAGUUCAUCGUACAGAUUAAAGUUUGUCUUUGAUAGGAAAUUAUAGUACGAGCCUGAAGAAUUUUCAAUUUUACGUCGGUCAGGCUGCACAAUUACGAUGAUCGUGCAGUAAAAUAAUCAAGCGGUAUCGCGCAUCACAUCGAGUUGGACAUUCAAUUUUUGCUUCCAAGUAUUAGGCCAAGCCUAUACAUAUAUGUAAAAUGCAUUAAUUGUAUUUAUUUUGUUUGUACUUUACAUAUCAAAACGCGCCGUCGAAACGACAUCAUACAACGUUCCGCGGUUCGAAUUCUAAAUUGUUGCUUACAGCUCUAUGAAAACAUAUCUUUAUCUCACAAUGUGGAAAAAAAAAAUGUCGGAGAACAAUAAACAGAGAAUCGAUGUGGAAUAUUGCGCGAAGCUUGGAGCAACGAAAUACCGAAUAGGAAGCAAAGUGUAACGUAAUAACGAUUUCUUUUUAUUAAAAAUAAGAGAACGUAUAACGUAAUACCUUUACUAAAGAAAUCAAUUAUAGUUCACAAAGAUAUUAUGCGAUACCACGCGUGGUCAGUGACGAACGACGAUGUACGUGUAUUUAGUACUGACAUAGUAAACGUAUAUUCGAAGCGUAUUGCAUUCGGUACGAUUAUCGAGAAACGUGCAAUAAAAAUAGGAAGUUGGUUCGAGUGAAUCGAAGGUAUUAGGAAAUGAAAUGUACGUAUAUCUAUACGUUAUAUAUAUUACUACGUCAUGUCGGUCGUCUCUACUGUACGUGUACGUAUCGCAAAACGUCGCAGGCGUCGUAAAAUUUAAGAUGCUGCGUAGCCUAAGCAGACGCUAACGUGGAAUAUAAGAAACGAAUCAAAUUAAACUAAAGGUUAUAAUAUUCUAUUACUAUGCAUCUCGACGUUUGUUUACCUAAUUCAAUAAUUAGUACAUUCGUUUACGAAUUUGCGAUUUAAAAGCUGCAACGCUUCGUGUCGCCGCGGCACCGCGGCGAGUUACGCAACGAGGCUAUCGAAAUAAAUUGACUCGACGAAAUCUAAGAUUUACGAACGUUUUAGGUAAGAGAACGUCUUUUCGAAGAAGAGCACUUCUAGGUGCUGCAAUGUCUUCCAUUAUUUGUAUAUCGAUAAUAAUGUCGAUUGUAAACAUAAAACACGCACCAGUAUGCGCACACGUGUAUGCAUACGCAUACGCGUAUAGGUGUACACGUACCAAGCAUGUUCCUUAGGUACGUGUACGCGUAUAUGACCGUUAGGUUAUUAAACACUUAAAAUUAUGUAACUGAAAUACGGCAUAAUAUUAUAUAAUAAAAUCUAAA